Molecule: messenger RNA, 8376 nt
Organism: Pezoporus flaviventris
Lineage: Eukaryota; Metazoa; Chordata; Aves; Psittaciformes; Psittacidae
Gene: DNAH1
Product: dynein axonemal heavy chain 1
Biological process (GO): microtubule-based movement
Cellular component (GO): dynein complex
Molecular function (GO): ATP binding; dynein intermediate chain binding; minus-end-directed microtubule motor activity
Source: RefSeq, a predicted model, not a curated record
CAGGCUUUUAAUGUUUUCCACUCUAGCAAGCUCAGGGUUGCAUCACAGCAUUGUUCUCCAAAGAAGAUGGAUAAAGCAAAGAAGGAUUUGAUGAGUUCUCUGGGUGGGAGCCCCAGGCCUCCGGAUACCAAGCGGGAGGCUUCAUGCCUAGACUGCAGAGCAGGAACAAGUUUGUUGGUUUCUGAUAGCUGCAAACGGGGGCCAAGGAAAUACUUAGCAUUUAGACAAAAGAGGUAUUCUGCUGAAGUUCUCACUCCAGCAGCCUCCAACAUCUCAAGGGAUGUUUGUGCUGGCCCCCAAAUACACCAUGCUUUGCUAAAAGAGGCGGACCUCGAGCAGCACACCCCUAAAGUCACAACCUUCAGGAUGCCUGAGGAUCUUGGAAGUGUGCUGGAUAAGCAAGUGAUGGGACCAACCACUGAGAACCUCACCAACUCAGAUUUCCCAGUACAAUCAUAUAACCCCAAAGUGCAGGUUCCUUACCAAGUGCUUCCAGGGCAGUGCCCUCGGAGCAUUUACAUAGAGAGGAGGAGACGGCUAUAUCUCAGCUUCGAUAUUGCACAGCUUUUAUCCAGCAAGGGGAUAGACUCCAAUCAGCUCAUGCCAAGGCACCAUGAUCCUGACAAUAUGCCAACAACUGAGGAUAAGAAAGAUCCUCUCUUUCCCAUCUACCUCCCGUUAAAGAUAUUUGAUGAUGAGGAGUAUGACUGUCGAACUCCAGAGGAGUGGAUCUCACUAGGACUGGAACCAGGAUCUCAUGAUAGAAAGCCAGUGCCUGGACAAGCACUUUUACCUACAGAUGAUGUUCUUGGACACGAGGACCCUAAAAACCCAAAAUUGAUCUACCAGUGGAUUGAUGUUGGUGUUCUGGAUUACGACAAGAAGACAGAGCUCUACUUGGUCCGUAAAACCAAGAAUGGAGUGGUGUGGAAUGAGGAAGGGAGACCCAUCCUCAAUGGAGAAGUAACUUCAGAAGGAAGAGCCCCACUGUUGCCAUGUCAGUACUGGGUGCCACGUGUUUGCCUGUUGUUUCUGGCUGAAGAUCCUCGGGUGUUUGCACAGAGAGUAGUUUCUGCUGACAACUUGCGUAAGAAGACGCAGGCGCUGCUUCUCUAUAACUUGUAUGUGGACUGCAUGCCCACGGAUGGUCUAAAUAGCAUCAGUGAGGAGAGUCUGCAGAGAAUGAAGUUUUUGGCUAUGAACACUCCCGAACUGAGGAAAGCAGAGAAGAGGAUAUUAGACCAUAUGUGUUGCCUGGAGAAAGAAGUGAGAUUAGACUAUGAACGUACCCUGAACAAGAUUAGUUUUGACAGAACUGUCGCUUCCAAACCUGAGGUGUUUUCUUAUGUCACCUUGCCAGACAAAGAGGAGGAAAAAGUACCAGAGAAAGGGCUCAUCUGUAUCCCAGACUAUCCUUUUAAGAAACAAAAGGAAGACUUCAACUUUGUCUCACUCCUGAAGAGGCCAGAAGUCAUCCUUCUCCUUCCAGAGGUGCAAGAUGAGUGUGACAAGGUAGCCAUCAUGUCUCUGUUUAACACAGCCUUGGCCAAGUGUGUUUGCUUGGAGGAAUUUGAACAGAUCCAGACCCAGACCUUCACUGAGGUUCAGAUGUUUCUCAAGGAUACUUGGAUUGAUACUCUAACGACUGCAAUAACGAGCAACUUGAAAGAAGCAGGCACAGACUGGUACAGACUGGAACAGACCAACUGGGAUGUCUACCUGGUGUCCAAACUGCGUAAGCUGAUGAACCGCAUCAGAUUCAUGCUUCAGGACUCUCUGAGGUCUCUGGUCCAGAACUCACUGAUCAGCUUCACCCAACUUGUGCUGGAUGCUUGCCAUGCUGUCCUGAAUUGCUCACAGGACAUGAAAUGGGGAGAUGACCUCAUCAAUAGUCCCUACAGGCCUCUGAGGUACCCACUUUUUCUAACAGACCUUGUGCUAGACACCAGUGGCAUUCACUUCAGCCCCCCUGCGGAGAGCUUUGAGAAGUCCCUCAUUUCUCUGUUUGAUGAGGGAAUCCUGGCAACACGCACUGUCCCACAGCUGGAGAAGUAUGUGCUGGAGAAUGUAGCUAUCACAGGCACACCUUUGCUUGACUCAGUGGGCUUGCACGAACCAGAAGUGGAAAAACUACGUGAGACUAUGCGCUCUGCCAUUCAGAUGGCAAUGAUCCCUCUCCAUGCCUAUGCCAAGAGAUACGAGAAGUUCUUGGAGCUAAAUAACAAUGACAUCCAGUACUUGCUAAGAGACUACGAAGAGCAAUGUCCAUCUGCCCGGGAGGUGAGGAGUAUAGUGAACAUGUACUUGUCAGAAAAGGAGAACCUGAACAGCACUCUACCCGUUUCUAUUGUCAUUGGUCCCUUCCAUGUCAGCACAGAAGCUGUUAAGCAAAAUCUGACCGCAAAAUACAAAGCGCUUGCCACUUCCAUGUUGGAUAUACUGGCUAAAAACCUCCAUUUGCAGGUGGAGAGUAUCUGCAACACGUAUGAAGCCACCAGCUGCAGAAUGCAUGAGAAACCAAACAAUAUUGAGGAGCUGACUGAGCUGCAGGAGUGGAUGAAGAACAUCCCCAAGCAGCUGGCUGUGCAGGAGAAGCUGAUUUGUGAAGUCGUGAAAGAUUACGAGAUCAUGGAGGAAUUCUUUUACAACCUUACCAACGAAGAUUUCAGUGACAGGUGGGCUGCAAGUUACUGGCCAUUGAAAAUAAGCAAGCAAGCUGAGUGCCUUGGGCAGCAGCAGCAGAAGGAUGCAAAGAGGUUUCAUAAAAAACAUGUCCUGGAUCAGAGCAGCUUUCACAAGAAACUGGAGGAGAUGAAGCUGACUGUAGGUGGAUUUUCCAUCCAGGCAGAUGCUAGCCAAGCUAAUGAGUUGGCUAACAAAGCAAGGGAGGUCAGGAAGCAGCUGCAGGAGCUUCAGAAUUUGGCAGCUGUCUACAACAACAGGGAAAGAAUCUUUGGGAUCAAAGUUACUAAUUACAGUGGGCUGUCCAGGAUGGUUAAGGACUUCCAGCCAUACCAUGACCUCUGGACAACAGUGUCAGACUGGAUGCAUCAGCAUGAGAAAUGGAUGAGUGAUCCUCUCAUGGAAAUUGAUUCUGAGCAGAUAGAAAAGAUUGUCAAUGACUCUUUUAAGACAAUGCAGAGAUGCGUGAGGCAGUUCAAGGAGUCACCAGCCUGCCAGGGUGUGGCAAUGGAGUUUCGAGACAAGAUUGGCAAAUUCAAGCUAUACGUCCCCUUAAUUCAAGGGCUCUGCAAUCCUGGUAUGAGAGAGCGGCACUGGGAUAUGCUGUCGGAAUCUAUUAAGAUGGAUAUCAAGAUAGAUCCCAGUCUGACAGUUUCUCGCUGCUUGGAAAUGAACCUGCUGGACCAUAUCAAGAGCAUCAGCAAAGUAGCUGAGGCAGCUGGCAAGGAAUACGCCAUUGAGAAUGCGCUCAACAAGAUGGAGAGUGAAUGGAACUCCGUAUUUUUUGCUGUGGACCCUUACACGGGAACGUUUAUUCUGAAAAACGCCGAGGAAGUUUCUGGGCUCCUAGAUGAUCACAUUGUCUUGGUUCAGAGCAUGUCCUUCUCACCAUUCAAGAAACCUUUUGAGGAAAGGAUGAACGCAUGGGAAAAUAAGCUGAAGAUUACACAGGCUGUCCUAGAGGAAUGGCUGAAGUGCCAGCUCUCUUGGCUCUACUUGGAGCCAGUCUUGAGUUCAGAGGACAUCAAAAGACAGCUCCCAUUGGAAAGCCAGCUCUACCAGGAAGUGGAUAAGGACUGGAGGGACAUCAUGAAGAGUGCUAAUGAAAACCCUGAGGUGAUUUCUCUGUGCCCUGAUCCUGUGCUACUACAGAAGCUCCAAAAAUGUAACCAGCUGCUGGAACUGGUUCAGAAAGGGCUAAGUGAAUAUCUGGAGACGAAGAGAUUUGCUUUUCCUAAGUCUCUAAACCUACAGGCUGUAGUCUUGAGAGCUGCUGUACUGUCUGCCAGCCAGUGUUUUAUCUUUCUGAUGUCAUGUUCACUCAUCAUUAGAUACUACUGGACAAAGGGGGACCUGUACAUGAGAGCAGUCAAUGCUGAAUUUCUCUAUGGCUAUGAGCACCUGGGGAACACUGGCCAUCUGGUUAUUAUACCCCUUGCUGACAGGUGUUACCUGACACACACAGGAGCUCUGCACCUGAAAUUUGGAGGAGCACCUGCAGGAGCAGCAGGACCAGGCAAAACAGAAACAACAAAAGACCUGGGCAAAGCACUAGCAAUCCCAGCUGUAGUGUUCAACUGCUCUGACCAGCUUGACUUUCUGGCAAUGGGAAAGUUUUUCAAGGGACUAGCCAGCUCUGAGACAUGGGCUUGCUUUGAUGAGUUCAACCUCAUUGGUAUCGAGGUGCUGUCUGUGGUGGUGCAGCAGAUUACAACCAUUCAGAAAGCACAGCAGCAGAGGGCAAAUUGCUUCAUGUUUGAAGGUGCAGAGAUCCCACUGGUCCCAUCCUGUGCACUCUUCAUCACAAUGAACCCAGGGUAUGCUGGGCAUGCUGAACUGCCCGAUAACCCGAAGGCUCUCUUUCUUCCUGUGGCUAUGAUGGUCCCAGAUUACUCCAUGAUUGCUGAGAUGUCACUCUAUGCCUUUGGGUUUGAUGAAGCCAAAAUCCUUGCAAAGAAGAUCACCACAACAUUCAAACUAUUGUCAGAGCAGCUCAACUCCCAGGACCACAAUGACUUUGGGAUGAGAGCUGUGAAAACUGUCAUCUCAACAGCUGGCAACCUAAAAAGAGAGAAUCCUACUAUGGAUGGGGAGCUGAUCUGCCUGCGGGCUAUCAGGAAUGCCAAUGUACCCAAAUUCCUGAAGGAUGACCUCAUGCUCUUCAGUGGUAUUGUCUCAGUAUUUCCCAAGAUCAAAGAAGAGCUUGUUGCUUACGGCCACCUGGAAGAAGCCAUUCACAAAUUCUGCAUCAAAGAGAACCUGGAGGAUACUGAUGGUUUUGUGACUAAGUGCAUCCAGCUCUAUGAAGCUACUAUGGUUUGACAUGGCCUUAUGCUGGUGGGACCAACAGGUUCUGGUAAGACAAAGAGUUACCAAGUCCUGGCAGCUGCAGUGACAUCACUGAAAGGUCAACCUGCAGCAAGUGGUGGGAAUUACGAGGGAGUCAGAUACUUUGUACUGAAUCCCAAAUCCAUCACAAUGGGCCAGCUUUAUGGAGAGUUCAGCUUGCUAACGCAUGAGUGGACAGAUGGGAUCCUUUCCUCACUCAUCCAGCAGGGAGCUGUGGCCACUGACACCAUCAAGAAGUGGUACAUGUUUGACGGCCCGGUUGGCUUGUGGAUUGAGAACAUGAACACAGUGCUAGAUGACAAUAAGAAGUUGUGCCUGAGCUCAGGGGAAAUCAUCAAGCUGUCAGAGUGUAUGACCACGGUGUUUGAAGUCCAGGAUCUGGCUGUUGCUUCCCCUGCCACAGUGUCUCACUGUGGCAUGGUUUACCUUGAACCCAGCAUCCUGGGGCUGGAGCCAUUCAUUGAGAGCUGGCUGCAAAAACUUCCAGGCAUCAUGAAGCCCUUCUCACAGCAGCUAUCAUCUUUCUUCAAGAGAUUCCUCAAGGAAGGCAUUGGCUUUGGCUGGAGGUUUGUGAAGGAGGUAAUUGCCUCAACAGACAGUAACCUCACAAGGAGCCUCCUCCUGCUCUUGGAAUGUUUCUUUCAGCCUUUCAUUCCCAUUGAGGGAAUUAGGACAAUUCCCCAGGAGAAGACAGCUCAUAUCAAAGAGCUGAUUGAACCCUGGUUUAUAUUUGCCUUGAUCUGGAGUGUGGGUGCUACUGGAGAUUCCCAAGGUUACAUGGCCUUCAGCUUGUGGCUGAGGGAGAAGAUGGCAAAGGAAAAGGUGACUUUACUCUCACAUAUCCAGUUACUUUUCCCAGAAGAAGGACUGGUUUAUGACUAUAAACUGAAGGAUGCGGGGCUCAGCAGUCCUGAAGAUGAUCUGGAUGAGGAGGUCAUCUUUCAGGUGUGCUGGGAGAAGUGGCUGGACCCAACAGCAGAGUUCAUCAUGGUUCCUGAUACCAACUUCUGUGACAUUAUUGUGCCCAUAACGAACACAGUCCGAACGGCCCAUCUGCUGAAGCUGUUGCUCAUCAACUAUAAGCCAGUAUUUCUCUGCAUUGGUCCCACUGGCACAGGGAAGACCACAAUUACAGACAAGCUUUUGAAGAACUUGCCUCUCAGAUACAUUACCCACUUCCCGAUGUUUUUGCCACGUACCUCUGCUAACCAAACUCAAGAUCUCAUUGACAGUGAACUGGGUAAGAGGCACAAGGGUGUGUUUGGGCCUCCAGUUGGGCGGUACCUCAUAUUUUUUAUUGAUGACUUGAACAUGGCCAUGCUGGACACAUACAGUGCUCAGGCACCCAUCGAGCUGCUGCAGCAGUGGAAGGAGCACCGGGGCUGGUAUGACGGGAAUCAGAUCAGUGCUUUUAAGAAGCUGGUAGAUAUUAAUUUGGUCUGUGCUAUGGGGCCUCCUGGAGGUGGAAAGAAUGCUGUCACUCCAUGCCUCACUCCCCGUUUCAGCUACCUCUCCUUCACUGGAAUGGAGGACAGCAGCAAGAAGGCCAUCUUCUCCACCACCCUUGGCAGCUGGAUUGGUGGACUCCUAGGAGAAAAAAGUUACAAAGAUCCAGUGCCAGGAGCACUUGCAGUGAAAGACCUGAACAAGCCCUUGGUUGAUGCAACUACUGGCAUGUAUUUGACUGUCACAUCCCAGCUCCUGCCCACACCAGCCAAGUCACUUUACACUUUCAACCUGAGAGACCUCUCCAAGGUGUUCCAGGCCAUGCUCAUGGCUGAGCCCAGCACCAUCCAGGACAAACUGCAGCUGCUGAAACUGUGGUACCUUGAGAGCUGCCGGGUGUUCUGUGAUCGCCUGGUCAGCAAGGAGGACCGCACGUGGUUCAACCACCUGGUGAAGAGUAUGAUGGAGGAGUUAGGCACCACUUUUGAGGAGGUCAUCCCCUCCCAGCCAGUUCUGUUUGGGGACUUCAUGGAUCCAGAUGCCCAUAUCAACUACAAAGCAAUUGAUGGCCAGGAAAAGCUGAAAGCUGUGAUUGAGGCUUACCUGGAGGAGUACAAUCAAGUCAACACCCCAGAGCUGAAGCUUGUGCUCUUCAUGGAUGCGAUACAGCACAUCUGCCAGAUCAGCCGGAUUCUGCAGCAGGUUCCAGGGGAUGCUCUCCUUCUGGGUUUUGGAGGAAGUGGGAGACAGUCUCUCACCAGGCUGGCAUCUCACAUGGCAGAUUACGAGUGUUUCCAGAUUGAACUGACCAAAAAUGAUGGCAUGACUGAAUGGCGAGGUGAUGUGAAGAAGAUCAUGAUGAAGGCAGGCACUGGGAAUCUACCCAAGCCCUUCCUGUUCGUAGACAGUCAAAUUAAAAAUGAAUCCUGCCUUGAGGAUGUCAACAACCUGCUCAACUCGGGUGACAUUCCCAGCAUUUACAGCCUCCAUGACAAAGAACAGAUCAUGACAGAGAUGAAGCCCAUUGUUUGGGAUCUAGGGCAGCAGCCCACCAAGGCCAAUCUGAUGGCUGCAUACACAGGACGGGUUCGCAGCAGUACCCACACAGUCGUGUGCAUGAGCCCUACUGGAGAAGUCUUCCGUGCAUGCUUGAGACAGUUCCCCUCUCUUGUGAACUGCUGCACCAUCAACUGGUUUAAUAAGUGGCCUGCUGAGACCCUGCUCGUGGGCUCCUCCUUCUUGCUUGAGAUCCCACAUCUUGGUGCCAGUAUGGAAAAUGUCAAUGGGAUGAGUCAAGUACGUGUAGAAAUUCAUCAGAGCAUGGCAAAGAAGUGCCAGGUGUACCUAGGAGAGCUGGCCAGACACAAUUAUGUCACUGCCAAGAGCUACCUCGAGUUCCUCAUCAUCUUCAGUUCCCUGAUUGGAAAGAAGAAACAGGAACUGAAUACAGCGAAGAAGAGGAUGAAAGGUAGCCUGGACAAGCUCCUGCGAGCGGCAGCCGCGGCAGCGAAGCUGCGGGAGAAGCUGGAGUCCUUCCGCCCCCUCCUGGCGCCGGCCGCCGAGGACACCCUGGCAUCCAUGGCUCCAGCGCAGGUACCGCUGCUGGGAGUGGAAGAGACAAGGAGUGCUGUGCAGGCUGAGGAGAUGGAGGCCAAAGCGAAAGCUCAGGCAGCCCAAGCCAUUGCAGAUGAUGCUCAGAAGGACUUGGAUGAAGCCCUCCCAGCCCUGGACACUGCUCUUGCCAGCCUGAGGAGCCUCAACAAAAGUGAUGUUACUGAGGCACGCUGUCAACAACAGGCCACUCCACCAACUACGACUGCUGUGGAGAUCCCUACAGACAAGCCACAGAAGCACUGGAUCAAAUGGGGCACAGCGUUGAUCUGUGCCCUGGACUUCUAG